This is a messenger RNA of Chionomys nivalis (European snow vole), 2382 nucleotides long. RefSeq names its product forkhead box A1 (gene Foxa1). The coding region runs from base 329 to 1732 and encodes 467 amino acids. NCBI's taxonomy places the organism in Eukaryota, Metazoa, Chordata, Mammalia, Rodentia, Cricetidae. The record is from RefSeq and is a predicted model, not a curated record. Gene Ontology annotation, molecular function: protein domain specific binding; transcription factor binding; DNA-binding transcription factor activity, RNA polymerase II-specific. The transcript is spliced from 2 exons. Gene Ontology annotation, biological process: cell differentiation; anatomical structure morphogenesis; regulation of transcription by RNA polymerase II.
CCAGCGACGUAAGAUCCACAUCAGCUCAACAGCACUCGCUUCGCACAGGCCGCCCGCUCACUUCCCGCGGAGGCGCUGCCGGGCGCCGCGCUGCGCGGCCGCCUCCCGUCCCCGGCGCUGCCCCCUCCCGCCGUGCCACCGCCACCGCCUCCGCCGCGCACGCCGCGCCCCGCAGCGACCGGCUUCCUCUUCGCUGGGGUGGCGCUGGGCCCUCGAGCGCUCUGGUGACCGCCGCGGCCCCGCGCCCCUCCCCCGCUGCCGCGCACAGCGCACCCGCCCGUCGCUCCGCACAGGGUUGGAUGGUUGUGCCGGGCAGGGUGACUCCAGGAUGUUAGGGACUGUGAAGAUGGAAGGGCAUGAGAGCAGCGACUGGAACAGCUACUACGCGGACACGCAGGAGGCCUACUCCUCUGUCCCCGUCAGCAACAUGAACUCCGGCCUGGGCUCCAUGAACUCCAUGAACACCUACAUGACCAUGAACACCAUGACCACGAGCGGCAACAUGACACCGGCUUCCUUCAACAUGUCCUACGCCAACCCGGGCCUAGGAGCCGGCUUGAGUCCCGGUGCUGUGGCCGGCAUGCCCGGGGGCUCUGCAGGCGCCAUGAACAGCAUGACAGCGGCAGGCGUCACGGCCAUGGGUGCAGCGCUGAGCCCAGGAGGCAUGGGCUCCAUGGGCGCGCAGCCCGCGGCCUCUAUGAACGGCCUGGGCCCCUAUGCGGCCGCCAUGAACCCGUGCAUGAGCCCCAUGGCGUACGCGCCGUCCAACCUAGGCCGAAGCCGCGCCGGGGGCGGUGGCGACGCCAAGACGUUCAAGCGCAGCUACCCGCACGCCAAGCCGCCCUACUCCUACAUCUCGCUGAUCACCAUGGCCAUCCAGCAGGCGCCCAGCAAGAUGCUCACGCUGAGUGAGAUCUACCAGUGGAUCAUGGACCUCUUCCCCUAUUACCGUCAAAACCAGCAGCGCUGGCAGAACUCCAUCCGCCACUCGCUGUCUUUCAACGACUGUUUUGUCAAGGUGGCACGGUCCCCGGACAAGCCGGGCAAGGGCUCCUACUGGACGCUGCACCCGGACUCCGGCAACAUGUUCGAGAACGGCUGCUAUUUGCGCCGUCAAAAGCGCUUCAAGUGUGAGAAGCAGCCGGGGGCCGGAGGCGGGAGCGGGGGCGGCGGCUCCAAGGGUGGCCCGGAAAGCCGUAAGGACCCCUCCGGCGCAGGUAACCCCGCCGAGUCGCCCCUUCACCGGGGUGUGCACGGAAAGGCUGGUCAGCUAGAGGGCGCGCCGGCCCCCGGGCCCGCAGCCAGCCCCCAGACUCUGGACCACAGCGGGGCCACGGCGACAGGGGGCGCUUCGGAGUUGAAGUCCCCAGCCUCUUCCUCGGCGCCCCCCAUAAGCUCCGGGCCAGGGGCGCUGGCAUCUGUACCCCCGUCUCACCCGGCGCACGGCCUGGCACCCCACGAAUCGCAGCUGCACCUGAAAGGGGACCCCCACUACUCCUUUAAUCACCCUUUCUCCAUCAACAACCUCAUGUCCUCCUCCGAGCAGCAGCACAAGCUGGACUUCAAGGCGUAUGAGCAGGCCCUGCAGUACUCUCCCUAUGGUGCAACCUUGCCCGCCAGUCUGCCCCUUGGCAGCGCCUCAGUGUCCGCAAGGAGCCCCAUCGAGCCCUCAGCACUGGAGCCGGCCUACUACCAAGGUGUGUAUUCCAGACCCGUGCUAAAUACUUCCUAGCUCCCAGGACUGGGGGUUUGUCUGCAUGACCAACCUGGUAGCAGGAGAGAAAAACCAACAGCAAACGAAACCACACAACACCAAACCAACCACAUAACAAAAAUCCCAACUCUUUUUAUUUUUCAUGCACAAUUUUCCCCAGUGCAAAGGACUGUUACUUUUAUUAUUGUAUUCAACACUUGUUGUGUGUAUUAUUACAAAUACAACCGACUCCAUAUCAACAUUUUUUUCCUGCGAAGUUUAAUAAUGAUCCAUAAAUGUAUAUAAAGAAAAUCUUCCUCCUUCCUUGCCCUCGUCCCGUUCAGUCUUUCCCCUGUGGGCACCUCCUAGUCUGUGCAGGGCUUAUUUAAAAAAGAAAAUGGUCAAGUCUGUAAACUAUUUGUUUGUGCUUUUUUGUUGUUUGUUUGUUGUUGUUGCUGCCCCCUCCUUACCUAGGCCCAUCACAAGAGUUUACAGGUCUGUGGCAAUACUCUUAACUCAGUAAAGAAACGAAUAGACAGUAAGGGCUCUUGAGAGUACUGAAUGGCAGUACUGCCAUGAUGCCUCGGUAAGGUAUAAACAGGCUACAUACGUGAGAGCCAUUUGUUUUCAGCUUACAUUUCCGAUGCAUUCAGAUAGUGGAUGCCUUUAAAUGAAAUACACACAUAUAU